This is a messenger RNA of Oenanthe melanoleuca, 3206 nucleotides long. RefSeq names its product zinc finger and BTB domain containing 17 (gene ZBTB17). The record is from RefSeq and is a predicted model, not a curated record. Lineage: Eukaryota; Metazoa; Chordata; Aves; Passeriformes; Muscicapidae. Gene Ontology annotation, cellular component: nucleus. The transcript has 17 exons. The coding region runs from base 321 to 2717 and encodes 798 amino acids. Gene Ontology annotation, biological process: regulation of transcription by RNA polymerase II. Gene Ontology annotation, molecular function: RNA polymerase II cis-regulatory region sequence-specific DNA binding; protein binding; DNA-binding transcription factor activity, RNA polymerase II-specific.
GGGGCGACGCCGCUUCCGCCCGGCGCUAAGAUGGCGGCGCCCUUUGUCUGGUCGGUGUCACGGUGAGGGCCGCGGGCCGUGGGUAAGGCCCUGCCGGGCCCGGCAUGGCAGGAUCCAUUCCUGGGAAUGAGGACAGACCCCUGUGGGCAGAGGCAGCGAGGGCUGGGGCCGCGUUGUUCCCUGAGCUGACGCAUGAGGCGAGAGAUGACGGAUGGCUGCGUAGAGACUGACCUGAACUACCACUUUCCACCUGGAAAGCGGAAAUCUCUGGAGGAGAGACACAGCCCUCUGACCCUCACAGCUCCUCACAGCAGAGGGCCAUGGAUUUCCCGCAGCACAGCCAGCAGGUGCUGGAGCGGCUGAACCAGCAGCGGCAGCUGGGGCUGCUCUGCGACUGCACCUUCGUGGUGGAUGGCAUCGACUUCAAGGCCCACAAGGCCGUGCUGGCCGCCUGCAGUGAUUACUUCCGCAUGCUCUUCGUGGACCAGAAGGACGUGGUGCACCUGGACAUCAGCAAUGCCGCAGGCCUGGGCCAGGUUCUGGAGUUCAUGUACACGGCUAAGCUGAGCCUGAGCCCUGACAACGUGGAGGACGUGCUGGCCGUGGCAGGUUUCCUGCAGAUGCAGGAGAUCGUCAGCGCUUGCAACGCACUCAAAUCUCUCUCUGUGCCCCCAGAAAAUCCCCCUGGGCUGAACCAGCAGCCCCCCGAGAUGGGAGCUGACAAGGUGGCGGCCGAUGACAAGACAUUGGUGUUGGCAGAAGCUCUGGGGGAGCCUGACAAAGCCAGGUCAGCUGCUCCUGACACUGAGGAGAAGGAGGAGAAGCCGGAGGUGGCGGCACAGCCCGAGGCACCUGCGGAGCAGCCAGUUGGCCAGGAAGGGUCAGGCGCUGCCAUCCAGGAGGAUCUCAAGGUCGACAUUGCCGGGCUCCCGCAGCCGUCGGAGAGUGCAGCAGGCAGCGGCACCGCGGCCACCGACAGCACCGGGACAGGAGAGAUGAAGCCAGAAAGGAAGGAGGAAGAGGAGGAGAUGAUAGUGGAGAAGGAAGAUGAGGGUAAAAUCCCUGAGGAAGAGCGCGCCCAGCUGGAGAACGGGGAGAACACUGAGGAUAACGAGUUGGGAAGCACAGAUUCGGGGCAGGAGAACGCGGGGGAGCUGCGCCUGCCGCACUCCGGCACCUUCAGCGACCGCACCGAGUCCAAGGCCUACGGCUCCGUCACGCACAAGUGCGAGGACUGCGGGAAGGAGUUCACCCACACCGGCAACUUCAAGCGGCACAUCCGUAUCCACACUGGAGAGAAGCCCUUCUCGUGCAGGGAGUGCAGCAAGGCCUUCUCCGACCCGGCUGCCUGCAAGGCCCACGAGAAGACGCACAGCCCGCUGAAGCCCUACGGCUGCGAGGAGUGCGGCAAGAGCUACCGGCUCAUCAGCCUCCUGAACCUGCACAAGAAGCGGCACACGGGCGAGGCGCGCUACCGCUGUGAGGACUGCGGCAAGCUCUUCACCACCUCGGGCAACCUGAAGCGGCACCAGCUGGUGCACAGCGGGGAGAAGCCCUACCAGUGCGAGUACUGCGGGCGCUCCUUCUCCGACCCCACCUCCAAGAUGCGCCACCUGGAGACGCACGACACCGACAAGGAGCACAAGUGUCCCCACUGCGACAAGAAGUUCAACCAGGUGGGGAAUUUGAAGGCUCACCUGAAGAUCCACAUUGCAGAUGGGCCCCUGAAGUGCCGGGAGUGUGGGAAGCAGUUCACCACGUCAGGUAACCUGAAGCGGCACCUGCGGAUCCACAGCGGGGAGAAGCCGUACGUGUGCGUGCACUGCCAGCGCCAGUUCGCCGACCCCGGCGCGCUGCAGCGCCACGUCCGCAUCCACACCGGAGAGAAGCCGUGCCAGUGCUUGAUCUGCGGGAAAGCCUUCACCCAGGCGAGCUCCCUCAUCGCCCACGUGCGCCAGCACACCGGGGAGAAGCCCUACGUGUGCGAGCGCUGUGGGAAGAGGUUUGUCCAGUCGAGCCAGCUGGCCAACCACAUCCGUCACCACGACAACAUCCGGCCCCACAAAUGCACCGUCUGCAACAAAGCCUUCGUCAACGUGGGCGACCUGUCCAAGCACAUCAUCAUCCACACAGGGGAGAAGCCCUUCCUGUGUGACAAGUGUGGCCGUGGCUUCAACCGCGUGGACAACCUGCGCUCCCACGUGAAGACCGUGCACCAAGGCAAGGCUGGCAUCAAAAUCCUGGAGCCCGAGGAAGGCGACGAGGUCAACAUCGUCACGGUGGCAUCCGAUGACAUGGUGACAUUGGCCACCGAGGCGCUGGCUGCCACUGCUGUCACACAGCUCACGGUGGUGCCCGUGGCGGCCGCGGUGACGGCGGAUGAGACCGAAGCGCUCAAAGCCGAGAUCACCAAAGCGGUGAAGCAAGUGCAGGAGGCAGACCCCAACACGCAGAUCCUUUAUGCCUGCGAUUCCUGCGGGGAGAAGUUCCUGGACGCCAGCAGCCUGGCGCAGCACGUGCGCAUCCACACGGCGCAGGCGCUCGUCAUGUUCCAGGCGGAGCCCGACUUCUACCAGCCCUACGGCUCCUCGGGCUGGCCGGCAGAGCAGGUCAUCCCCGCCGCCGAGCUCCUCUUCCGCCCCCGCGACGGCCCCGAGCUGCCCCCGGCCGCUGCCCCGGCCCCCCCGGCCGAGGGGCCGCCCCCGCCCCCCGAGUGACCCCGACCCCGCCCAGCCUUUAUUUAAGGGGCAGCUCGGAAACGGUGUAAAAAGUGUAUUUCUGCAAGGAAAGAGAUGGAAUAAAAUGCAAUAUUUUGUAAGGGUUGGUGCUCCGGGAGGGGGGACACGCUGCGGUUUCCCCUCCAGGGGGUGUUUUGGGUGGGGACUGAAAUUCUCCAAUCAGUGCUGAGAGUGUGAUGUGUUCAAAGUGGGGAUAAAUGGGAUGAUUAAGGAUAAAAACGGUGGUUUAAGGUUUUUAGCCCAACCCAGGACAGCAGACGGGGAUUUUUGGGGUAAAGCCCAAGAAGACCCUCACCUGCUGACCCCCACCGAGGCAAGGGAGCUGCCCUUGUUUGGGGGUAAAAACAGGAGAAAAGGUGUAGCUGGAUGGAGGUGGGGGAUGGCAGCCUGUCCUCCCCCACCCGGGGUCUGGGGGCUCAGCUGGGCACACCCACAAGGGACCCUCCAGGCCCUGCAGCUGGGAGAGGG